CCCUCCCCCAGCACCACAACCGCCGGCGCCGCCAGAGGUGGAGGGCCGUGUUGCCAUGGUGAACGGGGAAGCAUCCCUCCUUCCCCCCAACGCCACCGGCAUGGGAGCUGGGCGGUGGCUACAGAGACAGUAUGCUGAUUCCUCCUUCAUUCAUGAAGCCUACAUCCAUGGACACAGACUUUCCCAAGGAAGCUUUUUGGCACAGAAGAAUGUGCCUCUACUGGACUACAUGCUAUAAGGUGAGUGUUGUGCCUGGUGAUCCCCCUCAGACCCACUAGCCAUGCCAGGGAUUGUGGUGUUCCGUCGUCGCUGGUCUGUAGGCAGUGAUGACCUUGUUUUGCCGGCCAUCUUUCUCUUCGUCCUUCAUACCACUUGGUUCAUAAUCCUUUCUGUGGUGCUCUUUGGACUGGCAUACAAUCCCAAUGAAACCUGCUCUCUCAACCUGGUGGACCACGGCAGAGGCUAUCUGGGUAUUUUACUCAGCUGCAUGAUAGCAGAAGUCGCAAUCAUCUGGCUCAGCAUGCGUGGCAGCAUCCUGUACACAGAACCCCGGGACUCAAUGCAAUAUGUGCUGUACGUCAGACUGGCCAUCCUGGUGAUUGAAUUCAUCUAUGCUAUUGUGGGCAUUGUUUGGUUAACCCAGUACUACAGCUCCUGCAAUGAUGUUACUGCCAAGAGUGUCACUUUGGGAAUGGUCGUCUGCAACUGGGUCGUCAUUCUGAGUGUUUGCAUCACUGUCCUAUGCGUCUUUGACCCAACAGGGCGGACCUUUGUCAAACUACGAGCCACAAAGAGGAGGCAACGGAACUUGAGAACAUACAACUUGAGGCACCGUUUAGAAGAAGGGCAGGCUAGCAGCUGGACCCGACGGCUCAAAGUUUUCCUUUGCUGCACACGUACAAAAGAUUCCCAGUCAGAUGCUUACUCUGAAAUUGCAUAUCUCUUCGCUGAGUUUUUCCGAGACCUUGACAUAGUCCCAUCUGACAUCAUAGCAGGCCUGGUACUUCUCCGCCAACGGCAGAGAGCAAAACGCAGUGCAGUACUAGAUGAAGCAAACAAUGAUAUUCUAGCCUUCUUGUCGGGAAUGCCAGUAACCAGGAACACCAAAUAUUUGGAUCUGAAAAACUCACAAGAGAUGCUGCGAUACAAAGAAGUUUGCUAUUAUAUGCUCUUUGCAUUGGCUGCUUAUGGCUGGCCCAUGUACCUGAUGAGAAAGCCUACCUGUGGACUCUGUCGCUUGGCCGGUUCCUGCUCAUGCUGCUGCCUCUGCCCCACUCGGCCCCGCUAUGCACCUGGUGUCACUAUUGAGGAAGAUAAUUGCUGUGGCUGCAAUGCUAUCGCGAUUCGUCGCCACUUUCUGGAUGAAAACAUGGCCUCUGUGGACAUCGUGUAUACUUCAUGUCAUGAUGCGGUUUAUGAAACUCCCUUCUACGUGGCUGUAGAUCAUGAGAAGAAGAAAGUGGUCAUCAGUAUCCGAGGAACUUUGUCUCCAAAGGAUGCUCUGACUGAUCUGACUGGAGAUGCUGAGCGCCUCCCAGUAGAAGGUCAUCAUGGAACCUGGCUAGGCCAUAAGGGGAUGGUGCUGUCUGCUGAGUACAUCAAAAAGAAACUGGAGCAGGAGAUGGUGCUCUCUCAAGCCUUUGGGCGUGAUUUGGGCAGAGGAACAAAACAUUAUGGCCUCAUUGUGGUGGGCCAUUCCUUAGGGGCUGGCACAGCCGCCAUUUUGUCCUUUCUGCUGCGUCCACAGUACCCAACUCUAAAGUGCUAUGCCUACUCUCCCCCAGGUGGCCUUUUAAGUGAAGAUGCCAUGGAGUACUCCAAAGAGUUUGUGACUGCAGUUGUGUUGGGCAAAGACCUAGUCCCCAGGAUUGGCCUCUCACAGCUGGAAGGAUUUCGCCGGCAGCUUCUUGAUGUUCUGCAGAGAAGUAACAAACCAAAGUGGAGAAUCAUUGUGGGUGCAACAAAAUGCAUACCCAAAUCUGAGCUCCCUGAAGAGCUUGAAGGGAAUUCAGUGACCAGUAACCGCCUCUGGACCCACCCCAGUGACUUAACCAUUGCCCUGUCAGCCAGCACACCACUCUAUCCCCCUGGGCGUAUCAUCCAUGUGGUUCAUAAUCACCCUGCUGAGCACUGCUGCUGCUGUGAUCAGGAGGAACCCACAUACUUUGCCAUUUGGGGAGACAACAAGGCAUUUAAUGAAGUGAUAAUUUCCCCAGCGAUGCUACAUGAACACUUGCCAAAUGUGGUAAUGGAGGGUCUUAACAAGGUCCUGGAGAAUUACAACAAGGGCAAAACAGCUUUGCUUUCUGCAGCCAAAGUGAUGGUGAGUCCUACAGAGGUGGACCUCAACCCGGAGUUAAUCUUCCAGAAUCAGCCUCUCUCUAGUAGACCCUCUGUGCAGAUUGGAAUUGGAGACAUAGCAGUGGACAGAAGGAACAGCAGCACUAAGAGUAAGGCUCACUCUGAAAUCAGUUUGGAAGGGUUUUAUGAGACCAAGCUUUUAUCUCCAGUGCAGAAGGAUCCCGUGGAGAUCCUGCUUCUAGAUACCAAGGAGCGCCUGUCUGUAGAACUGCAGGACCGGCGCGCUCCUCUUGCCACAAUGGAGAGCCUGUCUGAUAAUGAAUCCAUCUACAGCUUUGAUUCAAGGCGUUCGUCUGGUUUUCGUAGCAUCCGCGGCUCACCCAGCCUCCAUGCAGUCAUGGAAAAAGAUGAGACUCACUGUUUUUAUAUUGAUCCAGCAAUCCCUGAGGAGAACCCCUCCCUCAGCUCCAGGACAGAACUGCUUGCUGCUGACAGCCUCUCCAAACACUCCCAGGAGACUCAGCCUCCUGAGGCCCUGCACAACAGUGGAGGCACCACUCCUCAGCGGCGAUGUAGUGAUGAAGGGGCUGGCAGUGAUACUGACCAUGUUUCCUUCACACCUCGGGAGGAACUGACUCUCCAGAAUGGGAGGCUCAGUGAUGCCCCCAGUCCCCAAGUUUUGGAGUUUGCAGAGUUUAUAGAUAGCCUCUUUAACCUGGACAGCAAAAGUAGCUCCUUCCAGGACAUCUACUGCAUGAUGGUAUCGGACAGCACCAGUGACUUCGCUGAGAUGCCCAAGUCUGUCAGUGAACAGGAGAUCCUCCUAAGAGCACAGUAUGAGCCCAACCUAGUCCCAAAGCCCCCCAGGUUAUUUGCGGGCUCAGCAGAUCCCUCCUCAGGCAUAUCAGUUUCCCCUUCUUUCCCUCUGAGUUCUUCUGGGGAGCUUAUGGACAUCACUCCUACAGGAAUGAGUAGCCAAGAAUGCCUGGCCACUGACAAAAUCCGGACUUCCACUCCCACUGGAAAUAUGACCAGCCCCGCCAAACAAGAGGACCUUGUGAUCUCAGCCCUCUAGUAUAGGAGAGGAGGGCCCAAAUAGCCAAUCCCAUACAGUGAGUCAUGGGAUAACACUUGGAGGAGCUGGUCACUGGGCAGGUGAGAGUUGGGGAAGAUGCAUGGGGAAGGGUGGCAACCCUUCCUAGGUGCUAUGUUUACAGCACCACAAAGGAUGUUAGCAUGAAGAAUGCCACACCUUGGAACCUGUCCUUUAGUUAGGGAGAAAAUCACUGCCUAACACAGUCUGCUGCUUUUGGAGGGCCUCGUUCACUGAAGUUAGAUGGUUGGUUUCCCUACCUCAGCAUAUUUGUUUAACAAGAGGGCAGAUUCCCUGCCUUUCCUGCUGAAAUGAGGAAGUUAUUGUUCACAGACUAGAGGACCAGAGUUACAGAAGCUGAGAGGUCAGCUAAUGUCCCUAUAAUCAUGUCAGAAUCAAGGAAAUUGUGACUUUGGGCCCUAUUGCACUAGUGUGUCAUGUUUGACCCAAGCACCUGUUCAUCGUUGUCAUCAUUGUGAUUUUUUUUAAUUAGUUACAUUCUCCUGUUUAUAGCCAUUAAGGCUGUAUUCCAAAGGAAUGCAGCCAUCCACCUCCUUGCCGUGACUGGGUGCAGUGAAAAUUGGGGUGGGGCUGUGUGUUUGCUCCCCUAAUUAGCUCUGUGUUCAGUGAUAACCAGACUUCUUCUGAGAAGAAAGAAAGUACAUGUACUGGAGUGUUGAAGGCCAUUUCUGCAUUUUCUCAUCCAUUGGAGGGGUGAGAGGUCUUUUGGGUCUCACAGCAUUGCUUAGAUCACUAUGAACUAGUGACAGUCUUGCUCUAACUAACAUAAUUUUCAUCUCUGUUUGCAUGGAUUGAUUAGUUUAAAUUAGCUUUUGUUAUUCAAGAUGCUUGCCAAUGCCCUGCAUUAUUCCCCAGAUUUUUGUGUCAAGACCUCCUUCAUCCCCAUUCACGAUCUUUCAUUCACCUGCAGUAUCACGGCAGGCCAGUGCCGGUCUGUCCCUGAGUUCAGGGAAAAGAUGGACUUUUGCUGCAUGUUGAAGUCUCAUAAAUGUUUACAGCGCUACUAAGCAUUUCAGAGGUAUUAAAUGGACAGGAAAUCCAUGCCUGAGUGAGGAGAAUGUUCUCUCUGUCCCUUCACAUCACUCCCCCUCAACAUGGGACCUGAGACAACUAUGGGAUGGGCAGGAAGUAUUGUUAUUACAAAUCCUUAUUAGAAAGGACAGAGUGCUGGGAUUAAUCCUCUGGGUAGGUAUGCCUUCACCCACCCUAAUAUCAAGAGUUUAACAACAUCACCUGACUGUACAACAUUUCAUGAGUUAUAAAAUUGCAUCUCAACCACUAGUCCUGCAACUUGGUGCUCAUGACUGAGAUCUUCAGUAGUCAUGACAACACAGUGGUGCUGUGUAAAACUGCAGGGAUUUUCUAGUGAUGAAAGUAGGAGUGAAAGAACAUUUACAUAGGAAGUUAAGCUUACUGCGACUUACAGUCCUUUUAUUGUACUAAUAUAUAUAUAUCAGGAUGUGGCAUUAAUGUGGCAGGAGAAUUCAUAUUGCUGGCCUGUUCAGCAUGCAGCCUUUGGGCUGUAUGCGGUAUAUUAGCCGUGCAUUGCAGCCCAUUUAUCAAGGUCCUUCCUUGAUAAAUCUCCUGGCUUUGCAGACUCAGGUCCCCAAGUAGGCUGACAAAACUGAGGGAGCUCUCAAAUUCAUGGCGAGCGCCAUUUGUGAAGAACUGCGGAAGAGUGGGAGGAUUUCUACUGUUCUUGGUGACUAAUAGUGCAAUACUAUGCUUGUCUACUUGGAAGUAAGUUCCACUUGGUUCAGUGGGAUGCACUUGCAGGUACAUGUGCUUAGAAUUGCAGCCUUAGUUCUAUUACCCAAGGACACUCAAUAUUUCAAGCUGUUGCCUUGCAUAUUUUAAUGCUUCUGGGCAUACUUGCUCAGAAACAUGUCUCCAUUGAACUCCAUGGGAUUUCCUUCUGAGUAAACAUGCACAGAUUAAGCAGCAAAUAUGUUGGUGUAAAACAAUACCCUUAUGUUGCAUUAAUGUAAAUUCGGAAUGGGGAAUGUGUUGUGAAACUACAACUCCCAUCAACCCUAGCCAGCAUAGCCAAUGGUGAGGGGGAUGGGAAUUGCAUGCAGCCCACCAGCAUCUGACAUGCUACACAUUUCCAUCCCUGAUGUAAAUGAUUUACAGUAUGUAGUGUGCUAGUGAAUUGAGGCCUGUUGAUUUAAAAUGCUGGCAUUCAACCUUCAAGUAGUUAUGCAUUGGAAAUAGAAAAGUUUUAAUUUAUAAAAUCCUGCCAAUUUUAUGUCUAUCCAGUCUGUCUUAAUAGUUUAAAUGAUCCCCUUUUGCCAACAACUUCGCAGUUUUGAAGAAUUAUUUCCAGCUUCUAAACAUUAUUACAAAAUGUAUGUAGAUUUUGUUGAAGAAUGACAGUGUAAUCCUAUACACAUCUAGUCAGAUGUAAGUUCCAUUGAGUUCAAUGGAUUUGCUCCCAGGAUAUAGGAUUGCAGCCUUAGUUACCAUUUUUAUAGUCACUACAAAAACAGUUGUUUUGACUCAUUUUGGUGGUCCUAAGACAGCUGCUAGCCAGAACUAGGCUGACAAUAUACUCUUCUUCACUGAAGACACAAUGAGAACAUGUGUGUGGUUAGAGGUAAAUUCACAGAAGUUUUCAGAUAUUUUUGUUGGGAAAGCACAUAAUAAACUGCAACAUUUAUGAUGAAAUUGGGGAGGCAGGGUGUUGCAGAGGUACCUGUAGUAGGUUAGGUUAACCAAGCUGGGCAGUCUCCUUGAGGUCUGGUACAGCUCAAGCAGUCUGUUAAACGUGCAGAAACAUUGCCUUGUGAAUUGAGCUAUGAUCCAGUGCUAAUACUUAGCACCUAGAGGCGCUUUAAACUUCAAAGCACUUUAUAAAUAAAAUGAAUGAAUCUUCCCAACUCUUGUGGGUCAUGGGAAUGUGGGGUGGGGAAAACGAAGGGUGUGUGUGUGUGUGUGUGUGUGUGCGCGUGCAUGCGUGCAGCAUAUCUACUGUAUUAUUACAUGGAGGCAGUGCUGUCUCUGAAAAUCUACCAAGGCCAACUGAAAGCAGUUCCUUGCCUUAGGAGAUUACUUUAGGACUGGAGUGCAAGGUUUGAAGAUAACUAGGCAAUUGAUGCAGCUUUGCUUGGAAAAGGUUUUAAUUUGUUAUUUCAGUGGUGAUUAGAUUGUGAAUGAUGGAUCAAGCUAUUGCACUACAGUGUCACGCCUAACCUGAGCAUCAUUUCACUAUUGUUUCAUUGGUUUUGUUUGUUUUGUUACUCUUAGGCCAGAUCUACACCAAGCAGGAUAUGACACUUUGAAAACGGUUUGAAAACUGUAUAUGGAGUGUGUCCUGGGCUCCAACAGUUGUCACUACUGAUACAAACCAUUUUAAAGCAGUAGUGUAAAUCCUGCCUUAGUUUUAAAGCUGUUUGAUUGUGUCCUAAGAGAGUGUUUCUUGCCCUCUUCCUUGUCAAUGGUAGGAGGAAUCAGAUCUUAACUGUGGUUGUCCCAGAAUGUCUGUGUGUUCUGUGACUGUUGGGCUUUUGCCCAGAAGAAGAAAAAUACACAAAUUCUGUUGACUCACAUUUUUGCACUGACCAAGAAAGACUAGAGUGAAAUGGGAGCUGACAUUGUUCAUUUAUUUGCUGCAUCACAUCAUAACAUCCUAUUCAAACUGUUUACCAUUUUCUUGAGUAAAUGGGUCUCCUAGCAUUUGUUGGUGUUUUUAAUGUAAAUCCAUCAGCAAUUCCCAGGUACACCUUGAUCUUUUUUUUUUUUUUUACUAUUACCAAUAUACAUUCCAAUUGUAGUGAACAACUAGAAACUAACAUACUGCUGACAUACACACUGACUGGCCUGUUGAGUAUGAUGCCUAAACACAUUGCUACCUCUUUCAUUCACACUACAUACUGCUGUUUGAUAUAUCCAUAUUCCCUGUGCUCUGAUCAAUUGAUUUUCAGACUCUUCUGCCAAGUUUUGAAAGUCAGGGCCACUCCUGUACUCAUCCAACAUGAGUCGGAUGAAUUUUGGGUGGAAUUGAACCACUCUACUGAGCAGAGUGAGACAGUUAAUUUAAACUUAGAAGCUGGAUUUUGUGCACUUUAACAAUGGAAAAAAUAUGAUCAAAAGCCCCAUAAAUAUGCUGAUGCAACUUUGCCAAAGAUGCCCUCAGACAGGAUAUUUUCCAGUUGACACUUUAUGAUUUAAUGCAUCUUAAAGCACUUCUGUGGCACAUUUUAACAAUGGGAAUCUUUUAAUGACUUUAGGUGGCCAUAAUGGAAUGUAAAUCAAGAAACAUGUACAGAAAACACAUCAAGCAUUAAGCCUUUGGGAGGUGGGGGGAUGCAUUUUGGUCCACUCUUUCCAU
This is a messenger RNA of Elgaria multicarinata webbii, 7745 nucleotides long. It is a transcript of the gene DAGLA, whose product is annotated as diacylglycerol lipase alpha. Gene Ontology annotation, molecular function: lipoprotein lipase activity. NCBI's taxonomy places the organism in Eukaryota, Metazoa, Chordata, Lepidosauria, Squamata, Anguidae. Gene Ontology annotation, cellular component: postsynaptic membrane; cytoplasm; dendrite membrane. Gene Ontology annotation, biological process: diacylglycerol catabolic process; arachidonate metabolic process; retrograde trans-synaptic signaling by endocannabinoid. The coding region runs from base 281 to 3376 and encodes 1031 amino acids. The record is from RefSeq and is a predicted model, not a curated record. The transcript is spliced from 21 exons.